AUGGACAUCGACAAUCGAGCAGCUUCUAAACCUGUAAAGCAUGACUAUUACUUCGAUUCGUAUGCUCACUUUGGAAUUCAUGAAGAGAUGUUAAAGGACGAGCAACGCACGAAAGGCUACAGGAACGCCAUCAUGAACAAUCCGCACUUGUUUCGUGAUAAAUUGGUUUUAGAUGUCGGGUGUGGUACAGGAAUUCUCUCAAUGUUCGCUGCUAAGGCUGGUGCCAAGCACGUGUAUGGAAUAGAAUGCUCGGGGAUCAUUCAUACGGCAAGACAGAUCAUCAAAGACAACGAUAUGGAAAGCAGCAUAACUCUAAUUCAUGGCAAAGUGGAAGAAGUUGAGCUGCCCGUUCCCAAGGUCGAUAUCAUCAUUUCAGAGUGGAUGGGAUAUGCGCUGCUGUACGAGUCCAUGCUAGACACGGUUCUCGUAGCCCGGGACAAAUGGCUCAACCCAGAUGGAAUCAUCAUGCCAGAUCAAGCCACCAUGUACAUGGUGGGGAUCGAAGAUGCGCAGUACAAGGACGAGAAGAUUUACUUUUGGGAUGAUGUGUAUGGUUUCGACAUGAGCUGCAUCAAGAAAAUUGCAUUGCAGGAGCCGUUGGUGGACACAGUGAAUCCAGAACAGAUCUGCACCAAAUCAUGCGACUUGAAAUUCAUAGACAUCAUGACGUGCAAGAAAGAAGAUCUUUCAUUUGAAACCACGUGGAAACUGACUGCCUCUCGCAACGACUACCUCACAGCCUUGGUCGUCUACUUUGAUGUUGGCUUCACCAAGAUCCACAAACCGAUUUGGAUUUCUACGGGUCCUCGCGCUCCCUACACUCACUGGCGUCAGACUGUGUUCUACCUGCACGACCAGCUCACGAUGAAGAAAGACGAAGUCGUGGAGGGAAAGUUUGUCUGCAAGCCCAACCAGAGCAACCACAGGGACUUGGAUUUUGAGAUCUCCUACAAGUUCGAGGGUGUCGAUGGUGUGCAAGAAGCGCAGCACACGUACCGCAUGCGGUAGUUUUGUCCUCAGACGAGAGACGCGAAUAAGAUAGAAAUUGAAAUCAACGCGAUAAACUUUGAA
Molecule: messenger RNA, 1071 nt
Organism: Guillardia theta CCMP2712
Lineage: Eukaryota; Cryptophyceae; Pyrenomonadales; Geminigeraceae
Exons: 14
Coding region: 1-1008 (335 amino acids)
Biological process (GO): peptidyl-arginine methylation
Cellular component (GO): nucleus
Molecular function (GO): protein-arginine N-methyltransferase activity
Source: RefSeq, a predicted model, not a curated record